Molecule: messenger RNA, 1301 nt
Organism: Cercocebus atys (sooty mangabey)
Lineage: Eukaryota; Metazoa; Chordata; Mammalia; Primates; Cercopithecidae
Gene: AURKAIP1
Product: aurora kinase A interacting protein 1
Exons: 5
Coding region: 631-1230 (199 amino acids)
Biological process (GO): mRNA processing
Cellular component (GO): mitochondrion
Source: RefSeq, a predicted model, not a curated record
AAUAGCUCCAGACACUUCCGCCUUCAGAUAACUUCACUUCCGCCGCCGGAUACGUCACUUCCGUGGCCUUGAGCCCGCACUUCCGUCGGCCCGUUGGGAAUCCGGCCCCCGGGUGGUCCGGAAACGAUUCUGGACCCGCCGCCAUGUCCAGGGCCCGGAACCCCCUGGGAUUGUGGGAAAUGUUUUUUUUUUGCCUCCGUAAGGGACCAGGCGGAGCUGAGGAACCGCGCGAGGACUGGGACCGUGACUCCUCUAACCGGAAACCGUCGCCUUUCGGGCCCGGCGGGGCCUGAGCCGAUGCAGAAUCAGGGGCCGCGAGGACGCCAGGGGGCGCUGCGCGUAGGAACCGCCGAGUGGCCGCUGCCGAUCGGGGCCGACUCGGGGACGGACCGGAAGUGCCUGAGGGCGGCCGCGGAACAGUCAAUUUGAGCCGCGCCGAGGUCGGGCCUGGGAAGGGUCAGCGGGAGACCUGAGGGCCCAGGACGCUGCGGCGGGCGGACCCGGGGUCCCGCCGAGAGGGUCCCGGCGCCAGGCAGCGCGAUCCGCGCGGGGGUGAAGCCAGGGAGGGGGCCGGCCUCCACGUUCUGGGACUUUUCUCUCCCCUGGGACCUGGGCCGCCGCCCACACACCAUGCUCCUGGGGCGCCUGACCUCCCAGCUGCUGAGGGCCGUUCCCUGGGCAGGCGGCCGCCCGCCCUGGCCCGUCUCUGGAGUGCUGGGCAGCCGGGCCUGCGGGCCCCUUUACAGCACACCGCCGGCCGGCCCAGGUAGGGCGGCCUCCCUCCCUCGCAAGGGGGCCCAGCUGGAGCUGGAGGAGAUGCUGGUCCCCAGGAAGAUGUGCGUCAGCCCCCUGGAGAGCUGGCUCACGGCCCGCUGCUUCCUGCCCAGACUGGAUAGCGGGACCGCAGGCCCCGUGGCUCCACCCCAGUCCCACCAGUGUCCGCCCAGCCCGAUAGGGGAAGGGGCCGAGCAGGGGGAUGAAGGCGUCGGGGAUGCGCCUCAAAUUCAGUGCAAAAACGUGCUGAAGAUCCGCCGGCGGAAGAUGAACCGCCACAAGUACCGGAAGCUGGUGAAGAGAACGCGGUUCCUGCGGAGGAAGAUCCGGGAAGGACGCCUGAAACGCAAGCAGAUCAAGUUCGAGAAAGACCUGAGGCGCAUCUGGCUGAAGGCGGGGCUGAAGGAAGCCCCCGAAGGCUGGCAGACCCCCAACAUCUACCUGCGGAGCAAAUGAGUCUGGCGCCGCCCUCCCGCCCGUUGCUGCUGCGAUCAUCUAGUAAUAAAUGCUCAGAGGACUCGACCCUU